AUUAACAAUACAGCAAGAUCAACCCAGAACUUAACAAUUUAAGGGAAAUGAACAAAAAUACACAAAUAAGCUGAUUUUUUUUUCAAAGAUAAAAUCUCUUAAAACUUAAUUUUUAAUAAGAGAUACAUGGAUGAAAUAAGAGUGGGAGCAAAAUGCAGCAGCCAUCGACUCACCACCUGUGUAUUUUAUUUCUUUCAGCUGUCACUUGGACUUCCUUAUGUAUUUGCACUGGGGCCACGGAAAUAGCUCCAGAAUGCUUUCCAGAAGGACAUCGUAUUCUCCAUCAUGCCUAUCGCAGCAUCCAUUUUGAUUCUCUGGAAUUACAGGAAAAAGCUAUUCAGGACAUGAUUUGUGAUCAUUCACUUCCACAAGGGUGGUACCGCUUCAUGAUUGAAAAUAAACCUGCAGAAAUGCCAACGAAGUGUAUAGAAAUGAACAAAUGUGGAACCCAGGCCCCAAUCUGGCUAUCCCUUCAAUCAGAUUCUCUCCCACGUCCUGGAGAGAGAAAGGCACUGACUGCCUGUGGAACCUGGCAAUUCUUUUCUGGAAGCACCAAAGACUGUUGCCUCUUCCAAAUCCCCAUCUCAGUUAGACACUGUGGGAAGUUCCUUGUUUAUCUCCUGCAACCAACUGAAGGGUGCAUGGGCUAUUGUGCAGAAGAAUCACAGCUCAACUCUUUUGAUCCCGAAAGAACUGAAUCAGAAGACAUCAUUCAAGGGAAAUUCCAGAUUCCAGCUUUACACCCAGUUGUUACUCCUGAGUUUUGGGGGUCCAAGGUCUACCUAAAAUGCACUUUCAGCAGUCCAACUUCAAAUUGGGCUAUGGGCUAUACAGUGAUCUGGUCACGGCUUUCUACAUCCAAUGUGAAAGAACAGCUUCAUCAUGACACAACUGGACAGAUAUUCUCCUAUGUGGAGAUGGAUGGAAUUAAUUUCAGAUUGGGAGAUACGGUCUUUUGCACUGUCACAGCUUUCAGGUGGGACUCAUCUGAUCAUCACUCUCUCCCCGAGGAAAGCGAUGGAUUCUAUGCUGGAAUCAAGUUUGUACCAGAAUCUUUACAAAUUGCAAAAGAUGGAAAGGAACAUAUUUUGACAAUCUUAAGUACCAUUCCUAUUACAUGUUUGGCCCAGGAUGACAUCUGUAAAAUUACUUUACAGCUAAGCACUCAGAUUUCUGAUAACUUGCUAGAAAGGACACCGAACAUAGCCCUUUCAACAUGCCAUGUGGAUCUGGAACAAAGGCCCUGUAGAGAAGGCAGCUGUGCAAGAGCAACAUUUGCUGUAAGAGCUGUGAAUGACUUUGUAGAAAAUGGAAACUUUAUCAGUUACAUCACAGCCAAGCCAGUUCAGCCAAGUAAAUCUCUGUGGCAUGAUUAUAAGCCCAUGGAUGUCAAGGUCACAGUUCAAGACCUCCCUACAGGUUAUUGCUACUCCUUCACAGAUCCACAUAUAAUCACAUUUGAUGGAUGGCAUUACAAUAACUACAUGGUUGGAACGUUUGUCUUGUACAAGAGCCUUAGCCGUCUGUUUGAGGUGCAUGUACGUCAGUGGGACUGUGCCAGCCACCAUAUCGCCAUCGCCUGUAACUGUGGUGUUGUUGCACUGGAAGAUAAUGAUAUUGUUGUUGUUGACAUGUGCAACAGGCAAUUUCUGGAAACCAAGUCUCAGGUGAUAAUACAAAACAUCAGAGCCUCAUCACAACAAAAUGUCAAAAUCAUGAAGUCCUAUGGAGGAAAAAAAAUCACUAUCUUGUUCCAUUCGGGAGCUUUCGUUCGAGCUGAUCUUAAUGACUGGGGAAUGAGUUUGACAAUAAGGGCACCAAGUAGUGACUUUAACAGAACCAGAGGUUUAUGUGGUACUUUUGACAGAAAUAGUCAGAAUGACUUCCACAGGGCUGAUGGGAGCGCCUUACUUUCUCACCAGAAUAUUACAAUGGAGGAGAAUUUCAUAGAAGCUUGGAGGAUAGCUCCAGGGAUGAGUUUGUUUGACUACAUUCCAUCCUCCUCGAAAUGGCAGAAGACAGAACAUUUCUGUUUAUGUCAGAAGAAGCCUGAACCAUACUUGCAACCUUUAAAUUCUCUGCAUACUUUUUGGAAUCCUGCCCCACAAUCUUUGGAUUGCUAUGAUGAGAAAAUUUAUUACACUUCCAUAAUUCCAUAUCUAGAUGUCACAUCAGAUUAUGUCAUUCACCUUGAAACAGAUCCUUUAUUAAAUGAUGAGCAAAGUGCUUCUAGUAUCUCUAAUCAUUGGGAAGAUCUCCAAAGAGAAAAAAGGCAAAGGUCUUUGGAAUAUUCACCUAUUUCCUCUUUCCAAAGUCCAACUGACUUUGAAAGUUUUUCAUAUUUUUUCCCAGAAGAUUAUUUUGAAGGGAAGUGGCCUAAAAUUGAGACUACAUGGCCAACUCCAAAUGGCCUGACCUCAGCUGAAGCCUUAAAACAUUGCAAGACAUUGCUUGAAAAUUCUACCAUUGGCUCAGCUUGCAAAGGGUUUCUUGGCAUUCAACUCAAUGUGGCCAUUGAAAUGUGUCUUUCAGAUGUGCAGAUUAAGGAUGAUCUCAAAUGGGGGGAAUUACUUAUUCCAUUUUUGGAAAAUGUCUGUGAAAAAAAGAUCCUUUUAGAAAAUGUAACUGAAUAUUUUCAUUCAACAUAUGAGAUACCUGCUGUCCAUCACAAAAUUAUUACAGCACUGAGAUGUCCCAAUCUCUGUAAUGGCCAUGGACAAUGCACUAUAAGGGGGUGUCAGUGUUUUGAAGGCUACAGCUCCUAUGACUGUAGGAUUGCCAAAGAGCAUUCUGUGGAGAUUACCAGUCUACUCAAUGAAGGCUUCUGUGAUGUAAGAUUUUCCAACUGUAGCAACAUCCAAGUGUAUGGAGUUGGUUUUAAUGAUUCUCCUGAUCUUCACUGUGAAGUCACCAGACUGACUUAUCGCAGUGGUGAAUGGAUAGCCAGAGAACAUGAAAUCACAAAAGCAACAUUUUUGAAUCUGACAGUGGUUGAAUGUUCAAUCCCUCUUCUGAACUUCACAGGAACAGAAAAUCUUCAUUUCAAGAUGGAUAUUGAACCAUAUGCAAGAUGGCAAGUGAAAAUUUCUAAUGAUGGAUUCCGGUACAGCAAUUCAAAAGUUCUGACCUUGUAUGAUGGACUCUGCCAGGAUUGCAAAUUCCAUCAAAAUGGGCUUUGCAAAUUAAAGGAAAAUAUGUGCAAAAUAGAUGGCUUGUGCUAUGCAAAGGGUGAUCUCAGUCUCACCAGCUCUUGUCUUUUUUGUGAGCCAUCAAUUUCCAAAUUUACUUGGUCUAUCAAUGAAAACAACCUGCCACCUGUGUUUCUGGCCCCAUCCAAUCAGCUUCUAACAUUUGCAGGGGAAACUUUUGUUUAUCAGUUGCAAGCAGUAGAUCCUGAGAGAUCAGCCCUGCUUUUUACUUUAGAAACUGGACCUCCAGAAGCCUCCCUCUCUCCUGCUGGCCUUUUCAUCUGGCAGGUCCAUUCUGGAGAAGAGAAGAGUUUUGAAUUCACGGUAUCUGAUGAAUGCAAUGCACAAAGCAGACAUUCAGUGCAGAUUUCAGUGAAGCCUUGUGGCUGCUUGAAUGGUGGAACUUGCAUCACCAACAUUAACUUCCCUCCUGGUGUUGGGGAAUAUCUAUGUAUAUGUCCCAGUGAAUUUGAAGGGGACCAUUGCCAAAACAGCUAUAAUCAUUGUGAAUCAAAUCCAUGUGGUAUUGGUUCUUGUAGUGGUGGAGUAGAGAGCUACGAGUGCAAAUGUCCAGCAGGUUGGAAAGGGCAUACUUGUCAAGAGGAUAUAAAUGAAUGUGAAGCAAAUGCUUGCUUUCCUGAGGUCUCUUGCACAAAUACUAUGGGGUCUUUUGAAUGUGGCAGCUGCCCUAUUGGGAUGAAAGGUGAUGGUAGAAAUUGCAAGUCUGAAGACUUUGCUGACAGAAUAGAAGCUUUCAUUACUGAUCAUCAUAAUAUCAAAGGUGAAUGGAAAACAAGUGAAAGUAAACAGCUUGAGAAAGGCCAAGAAGCAAGGACUUUGUCAGCAAUUAAGUAUGUUAAUACCAGCAAGGUCCAUGCAAUGGUCUUGGAUGUUCCUUCAGGUCAUGCAGGAGUCCUACCAUCUCUUACUAACUGUGCUAAUAGACCUUGUUUUCCUGGAGUGCUGUGUGUUGACCGCAAACCUCCAAAGACUGGAUACUUCUGUGGCCGAUGUCCAAUAGGUCUAUAUGGGAAUGGACGAAUCUGCACAAAAGCAUCUAGACCAG
Thamnophis sirtalis is the source of this 4254-nucleotide messenger RNA. The record is from RefSeq and is a predicted model, not a curated record. NCBI's taxonomy places the organism in Eukaryota, Metazoa, Chordata, Lepidosauria, Squamata, Natricidae.